AUAUACGUGUUUUUUGAAGUACAAUAAGAUGAUAAGAUUGGCAAAAGUUACACGUUUAGCGGACAAUCUUUUCUAACUCCAGUAGCAUAUAAGAGACUUUCGAGUAAUUUCGUUCACACGUAUGUCGUUCUCCUGCUGGACAAGACAGAUCCAAGGAAAACUCUUAUCAUGAAGAUUUUUCUGGUAACGGCUCUGCUGUUAGCCGCCGUGUCUGCAAAUCCUCUUCUUCAUGACAGUGUGGCAACUAUUCGCAAUAACAAUACCGACAACUAUAGAUUGCCAAAUAAUUCAGUACCAAUUUCAUAUAAAAUCGAAUUGAUACCACAUAUCAAUGAAGACUAUUUUACAUUCGAUGGAGAAUCUGCUAUUGAACUUCGAAUUCUCGAACCAAGUUCUUCGAUAACUCUUCACAGUCUGGACCUUACUGUACACGAGACUUCACUAUCUUUGGUGUCCAGUACUAAUGUGAGCUACAAAAUAGCCAAUUAUACUGAGGAUGAAACAAAACAAUUUUUGAUUUUGAAUUUCGCCACCGAUUUGCCAACUGGAUUAUAUACGCUGUAUUUGAAGUAUAUUGGUUUACUAGACGAUGAAAUUUUGAAUGGUUUCUAUAGAAGUUCUUAUAUCAACGAAAAUGGUGAAACUGUCUGGUUGGCUACCACACAAUUUGAACCAACUGCAGCACGUAAAGCUUUCCCCUGCUGGGAUGAACCUGCACUCAAAGCCACCUUUACCAUUUCUAUUAAACACGAUGUUAACUACACGGCGUUAUCAAAUAUGCCAGUUGCCAGUCAAUCGGAAAUCGACGAAACUGAUAACAAAUUAUGGACGACUUUCGAAACAACACCCAUCAUGUCUACAUAUUUGGUGGCUUUUGUAGUUUCGGAUUAUGGAUACGUCAGUAACGCCGAAGGAACAUUCAGAGUAUGGACUCGCAAAAAUGCUAUUAAUACUACAGCUUAUGCAUUGACUCUGGGAGAGUCGGAGUUAGAAUAUUUACAAAAUUACACGAUGAUUCCGUUUGCUUUACCGAAAAUGGAUCAAAUUUCUAUCCCAGACUUUUCGGCCGGUGCUAUGGAAAACUGGGGCUUGGUUACCUACAGAGAAACAGCGUUGCUAUAUCAAGAGGGCGUAACUAGCUUAUCGUCAAAGCAAAGUAUCGCCACUGUUAUUUCGCAUGAAUUUGCCCAUCAGUGGUUUGGAAAUCUUGUCAGUCCAGCCUGGUGGAAAUAUCUUUGGCUGAACGAAGGCUUCGCCACUUAUUUCCAAUAUUACACCACUGACGAGGCUGAAGACAAUUGGGACUUAAUGGAACAAUUCGUAGUUCGCGUUGUACAAGCAACUGCCUUCGUAGCAGAUUCUUCUGCAACCACUCACCCCUUGAAUCAGGAUGCAUCGACUCCAAAUGAAAUUAGUUCACUGUUCGAUACAAUUUGCUAUAACAAAGGGGCUGCUGUGAUUCGUAUGAUGUCACAUUUUCUGACCUCCAAUGGCUUCCGCACUGGACUCACCAGAUACUUAAAUGACAAUGCCUAUGGGGUGGCCACGACCGAUGACCUUUGGACGGCCUUACAAGAGGUAUCUGAUGAAAUGAGAGUUUUGCAGACUCACGUUUACGUUAAAACGGUUAUGGACACUUGGGUCGAGCAGCCUGGAUAUCCAGUGGUCACUGUUAUCAGGAAUUAUACAACCGAAACAGCGGUAAUCAGUCAGGAACGAUAUUUUCAAUCUGGUGCUGGUGAUGACGGUACCCGAUGGUGGGUUCCUAUCAGUUACACAACUGAAUUUAGUCAAGAUUUUUCAUCAACGUUAGCAAAGGAAUGGAUCCGUCAACAAGACGAUAGUAUAAUCGUAGGCAUAUUUAAAUCAAUCCAUUGGCUGAUUGUUAAUGUACAGCAAUCAGGUUACUAUCGUGUAAACUAUGACGAAACAAAUUGGAAAUUAUUAGCUGAUUAUCUGAACUCUAUGUAUUAUAUAACCAUUCACCGCCUCAAUCGUGCACAACUCAUCGAUGAUUCUUAUAACUUGGCUCGUUCCAAUCGUAUCAGCUUUUCUAUAUUUUUGGAUAUUACGGUUUAUCUUAAGUAUGAGACUGAUUACAUUCCCUGGUAUCCGGGGAUGGUUGCUAUUUCUCAAUUGUAUCCAAAAUUGGCAGACACCAAGAGCUUCCCGUUAUUCAGGAAAUAUUUUGCGGAACGUCUUGGACAAUCUCUUUUUUUUCUUGGAUAUGACGAGAAGGAAUACGAAAAGCAUGUUCACAAAUUUCACAGAAUAAAUACAAUAAACUGGGCAUGCAGUCUUGGCCAUGAAAUAUGCAGAUCUGUUGCAACUUCUAAGCUGGUUGCAUAUUUGGAAAAUUCAACUGCAAACCCGAUAUCGACUGAAUUUACCGCAUGGACAUAUUGCGCUGGACUUAGAAGUGCUAAUGUUACUGUGUGGGACAAAGUUUUAGAUCUUUACAUUGAGAGUCGUUCUACCAGUAUACUCAAUUAUCUUGGCUGCUCCGAAGAUGAAGAAAUAUUGGAUCAAUACUUGACAUAUGCAACAACGAGAGACUCUGACAUAUUUUAUUACGAUGCAUAUUACGCAUAUGCAUCUGUUUACAAUGGCAGCCCUCAGAACAUUAAUUUCGCUUUGGAUUACUUUAUCAAUGAGUUUGAAAGGAUAAGCACAUUCUGGUCCUCAUCGGUUCAAACGUUGCAAAUGAUUCUUGCCGAACUCGGUAGCAAGAUAACAACAAGGGAACAACUCCAGAAGUUGAAAGAUCUAAUCGCAAGGGAGAACGAUUUAUUCGGAUCUGUUGGUAGUUCUGUAAUCGCCAAGGCUGAAUCUAAUGUCCAAUGGACCGAUACUUACGAACCAGUUUUUCGCGAAUGGUUUUAUAAAUUCUAUGGACUCGGAAAUGAACAGACAAGUUCUACUACCAGUUCCCCUGAUCAUACGGAACCGGCUGUAACUACAGAAAGCCCGGAUGAUAAUGGCAAUAGUGCAGCAUCAGUUCGGUCGUUCAACUUUAUUUUGAUUCCGUUGACUAUUGCAUCUGUACAAAUAUUUCAAAGUCGUAUUUAUUGACAUUCUUUGAUGACAAGUAAAAUAUUGCACUUGGAACAAUAAAUUAUGAUGCUUU
Messenger RNA from Cephus cinctus (wheat stem sawfly), 3127 nucleotides. RefSeq names its product aminopeptidase N. Gene Ontology annotation, molecular function: zinc ion binding; metalloaminopeptidase activity; peptide binding. Gene Ontology annotation, biological process: proteolysis; peptide catabolic process. The coding region runs from base 169 to 3072 and encodes 967 amino acids. The transcript has 12 exons. The record is from RefSeq and is a predicted model, not a curated record. Gene Ontology annotation, cellular component: cytoplasm. Lineage: Eukaryota; Metazoa; Arthropoda; Insecta; Hymenoptera; Cephidae.